AUGCAAUCUAACGACGAAACUAGUGUACCGGUAACAGAACUUACAUCGAUGUGCCAAACGAAACAGGACGUAGAUCAAACCAAAGAUGCACAUUAUUCGGGAGACCCUUUUGUGUUCCCUCCCUUUUCAUACCACGAUUCGCGCAAUCCAGAACGCAAUGUUAUGAAAACGGUACCCAACGUUUGUCAUCGUGGCACGCGUAAUCAUCGUGGCAAUAAUGUACACUUUUCUAUGGGAGUGUACGAAAAUGAGACAUCGCCUAAAGCUCACUGCUACACACCGUACGGGCGUAUGCGCCCAUACUUUAUACCGCAUAGAACUCGCACGAAGAGUGAAAGUUCCGACCCAUCGAACUUGCAGCACAGUACUAACUCAGCCACAUCCACUAUCGUAUCUAGUGCGGGUGUGUCAUCCAUACUGAUGGAAACCUGUGAACCUACGGCGGCAAUGAUGGAUGUAUCGAUAAAUGCACCGGGACACGGUGCAGCUAGGUAUUGGAAUCCGGUAGUGGUAUUGAAAAAAGCACGCUCACUGGAGAAUGUACGGGUAGACAACUCGCUCGAGGGUUCACAACAUUCACACGAGAUGGAGUUCGUAUCUAGUCGCAUACAGAAGCUAAUGGUGCAGGAGUAG
Messenger RNA from Anopheles marshallii, 633 nucleotides. RefSeq lists its product as uncharacterized. Lineage: Eukaryota; Metazoa; Arthropoda; Insecta; Diptera; Culicidae. The coding region runs from base 1 to 633 and encodes 210 amino acids. The record is from RefSeq and is a predicted model, not a curated record. The transcript has 4 exons.